AUGGCAAAUGUUGUAGUGAUCUCUAAGACCAUUGUUCGACCCGAGAGCUAUAACGAUGGAUCGGAUCGGGUUAAGAUCCAUCUAACUCCAUGGGAUCUCUUCUUUCUUCGAUCCGAAUACCCACAAAGAGGUCUUCUGUUUCCAAAACCCGACCCGGAAACCGAAAUAAUCUCUCGACUGAAAUCAUCUCUCUCCGUCGCGUUGAAGAUUUUCUACCCAUUCGCUGGUCGUUUAGUCAAGAUCGAGAACGAAGACGAUGAAACGGCGUCGUUUUACGUCGAUUGCGAUGGUUCAGGUGUUAAAUUCGUACACGCUUCGGCUAAAACCGUAUCGGUUAGUGAUGUUUUAAAACCGGUUAAUGGUAAUGUUCCCGGUUUCUUGAGUGGGUUUUUUCCGGCGAACGGAGUUAAAAGCUGUGAAGGGAUCUCUGAAUCUUUGAUCGCGUUUCAAGUGACGGAGUUAAAAGAUGGAGUUUUUAUCGGAUUUGGUUAUAACCAUAUGGUUGCAGAUGGAUCUUCGUUCUGGAAUUUCUUCAACACUUGGUCGGAGAUUUGCUCCACCGGGUCUAAUCGGAAAAAGUUGCCUCCUUUGCUUCUCCGUGGGUGGUUUCUCGACGGGAUUGAUUAUCCGAUUCGGAUUCCGAUCUCAGAGACGGAAACACCGACUCAGAUUGUUACUUCAUCAUCGUUAUUACAAGAGAAGGUUUUCCGAUUCACGAGUAAAAACAUCUCUGAGCUUAAAGCGAAAGCUAACGGAGAGGUUGAUUCCGAUGAUCGGAAAAUCUCGUCGCUUCAAGCGAUUUCGGCACAUAUGUGGAGAUCGAUUGUCAAAAACAGUGAUUUGAAUCUGGAAGAAGUGAUUCGUUGCAAGUUACUGAUGGAUAUGAGAAGAAGACUAAACCCUCCACUUGAGAAAGAGUGUUUCGGAAAUGUGGUCGGAUUCGCGACGGCGACGACAACCGCCGGAGAAAUGGUUAAAAAUGGUUUAGGUUGGGCUGCUUUGCGAAUAAACAAAGUUGUGGGGUCACAAACGAAUGAAGAUUUUAGAGUUUUCGCUGAGAAUUGGGUGAAGAAACCGAUUAUACCGAAUCAAGUGGCUGUGAGUAAUUCGAUCAUUGUUGCUAGCUCUCCUUGGUUUAAUGUGUAUGGAAAUGAUUUCGGUUGGGGUAAACCGAUUGCGGUUCGAGCUGGACCGGGAAAUACCAGUGAUGGUAAACUCAUUGUUUAUCCUGGAAUUGAAGAAGGAAACAUCGAGAUUCAAACGUGUUUAUCUUCGCACGUUUUGGAAAAAUUAUCGACUGAUGCAGAGUUUUUAAAGCAUGUAUGUGUUGUUUAA
Arabis nemorensis is the source of this 1335-nucleotide messenger RNA. Lineage: Eukaryota; Viridiplantae; Streptophyta; Magnoliopsida; Brassicales; Brassicaceae. The record is from the annotation of a GenBank genome assembly.